AUGGAUAUCAACCGGUAUCUUUUUAUUUUUAUCGGAUGGUUAAUUCGAACUAGUUAUCAAAUUGAAUGUCUUCAAUGUACAAGUCCUAUUCGACGUUCUUCACACAAUUGGGAUCAUUCAUGUUUAGAUGGUACUUUACUACCAUUACCAUGUGAAGGAUCAAUUGAUAUAUCAGCAUCAACUUUUAAACAAUGUGUAUCAUCUCUUUAUAGACUAGGUCAACGAGGAAGUGCAGGUGUAUUAAUUUAUCGUGGUUGUACAAAAAUGCAUUCUGUUCCGCAUGACUGUGAUCCACCUGCACCAACUAUAGAUGUUGAGACAACAUUAAAUUUUUAUUGCAGUCUGGCAUGUUCAAUUGAUGGUUGUAAUAGACAUUCAGUUUUAUUUUCAAUGCAAUUUGUUCUUCUCAUGGAAAUAAAGAAAUGA
Messenger RNA from Rotaria sordida, 426 nucleotides. The record is from the annotation of a GenBank genome assembly. NCBI's taxonomy places the organism in Eukaryota, Metazoa, Rotifera, Eurotatoria, Philodinida, Philodinidae.